Messenger RNA from Chroicocephalus ridibundus (black-headed gull), 1402 nucleotides. It is a transcript of the gene SLC51A, whose product is annotated as solute carrier family 51 member A. Gene Ontology annotation, cellular component: endoplasmic reticulum membrane; plasma membrane. Gene Ontology annotation, biological process: bile acid and bile salt transport. Gene Ontology annotation, molecular function: transporter activity. Bases 123 to 1142 code for a protein of 339 amino acids. NCBI's taxonomy places the organism in Eukaryota, Metazoa, Chordata, Aves, Charadriiformes, Laridae. The transcript is spliced from 9 exons. The record is from RefSeq and is a predicted model, not a curated record.
GCGGCCUGCCGCGGUCCCUGCCCUGGGGACUCUGACCCCGCGGGCCGGCGAGGGGACACGAGGCAGGCUGUGCCGAGCAGCCCCACAGCCGCUGGGACGGAGCCGGGGAGGAGCAGAGCAGGAUGGACCCCACCAUGGAGCUGGCAGAAGACCCCAGGUUCCCCCGCCCGUUGGUGGAGAUGCUGAUCAGGAACUUCAGCGUGCCAGCAGCCUGCUUCUCCCUGCCACCCACCUCCCAGCAGCUGCUGCAGCACCUGGACGUGGCCCAACUCACCAUUAUGGGUCUCGCCACCAUCAUGACGCUGCUGUCGGUCGCGAUCUUCGUGGAAGAGGCUUUGUACCUCACCCGCAAGAUCCGCUGCCCCAUCAAGAGGAAGACCCUCUGUUGGAGCAGCUCAGCCCCAACGGUUGUGUGUGUGGUCAGCUGCUUCGGGCUGUGGUUCCCGCGCGCCAUGAUGGUGGUGGAGAUGGCUACCACGGCGUACUUCUCCAUCUGCUUCUACCUCAUGAUGCUGGUCAUGGUGGAGGGCUUCGGGGGGAAAGAGGCGGUGCUCAGCGCCCUGAAGGACGUGCCCAUGGUGGUCAGCACUGGGCCCUGCUGCUGCUGCUGCCCCUGCCUGCCUCGAAUCACCAUGAGCAGGAGAAAGCUUCAACUGAUGCUACUGGGGACUUUCCAGUAUGCCUUCUGCAGGGUGUUUGCCGUCUUCCUGGGGCUGGUCCUGUUCACCGAUGGGAACUACAACCCUGCUGACAUCUCGGCUCAGAGUGCGGCCCUCUGGAUCAACACUGUGGUCGGUGCCUCCACCCUCUUCGGGCUAUGGGCCCUGGGCAUCCUUUUCCGGCAGGCCCGUCUGCACUUGACGGAGCAGAACAUCAAGGUCAAGUUCUCCUGCUUCCAGAUCCUCCUUCUCCUGACGGCACUGCAGCCCGCCAUCUUCAGCAUCCUGGCCAACAACGGCAGCAUCGCCUGCUCACCGCCCUUCUCCUCCAAGGCCAGGUCGCAACAGAUGAACAUGCAGCUGUUGAUCCCACAAACCUUCAUUUUGGUGGUGGUGACCCGCAUGUACUACCGCAAGCAGGAUGACAAGCCAGGCUACCAGCCCGUCAGCUUCGCACCCACAGGCACUGAGGUCAAGGCGUGAGCAGGGGGGAGCAAAGUGGGCGCCGAGGGGCAGAGCGAUGCCAGGGGGCCGGUCUGCCCUGUACAACCAUCUCCUCCUCCUCUGGCCCUGGGGAGCUGCCGGCAGCAGAGGAGGCAGAGGGGGAAUGGGCAUCUUGGCGUGGGGUGAAAGGGUCUGAAACCUGAAGGCCACAAGCCAAAGGGAUCUGUGAAGCCAACUCCUGCACGGAGGGGCUCUUGUCUGGCACUGAAUAAAGAUAAAUUUGUACCCGAGUCUCGUGU